Messenger RNA from Punctularia strigosozonata HHB-11173 SS5, 1437 nucleotides. RefSeq names its product alpha/beta-hydrolase. Gene Ontology annotation, biological process: piecemeal microautophagy of the nucleus; macroautophagy; neutral lipid catabolic process. The transcript has 5 exons. Gene Ontology annotation, molecular function: glycerophospholipase activity. Lineage: Eukaryota; Fungi; Basidiomycota; Agaricomycetes; Corticiales; Punctulariaceae. The record is from RefSeq and is a predicted model, not a curated record. Bases 49 to 1293 code for a protein of 414 amino acids.
GUGUUUAUAGCUCAAUAGGUCAUCUCCGAUGCUCUGCUCGUCGUCUGCAUGCGUGCUUUCGUUGUUUGUCUUGUUGUGCUCGGCCUCGGCGCCUGCGUGGUCGCCGAGGGACAUGCUGUAGACACGCUAUCCUUGAUCUCGAGGCAGCAGAUCACCCUCGAGCUCGAUGACCUCGAUAAAGGCGCAUUCAUAUAUGAUCAUCUCGAGGCUCACUCUCAAAUACAUUCAACCGACAUCAAGACUCGGCGACAAACCGUCUAUCGGCCCCGCUCUCCAGCAGCGUACCAAUCUGCCCGCUGGCGAUCGCUAAGAUACGGCGAAAGUGAAGCGAUAGAAUGGGAUCGUAUAGAGCUGAGAGCGCCGGAUGUUCGAGACCGUCAUACCCUUGUUCAGCUCGGCCGUAUGGCUGGCGACGCCUACGCAUUCCCCGGAAACAAGAACUGGUACGAUAUCGACGAGAUCUGGAAUACGACGUUCCCGGUGGGCUGGGAAGACCCCGCAGACGGCUUCCGCGCCCAUGUGUUUGCAACGCCAUCGAACUCCACAGUCGUGCUAUCUAUCAAAGGGACCACGAUUAACGGCCCUACGUCGAAGAAGGACAAGUUCAACGAUAAUCUACUCUUCUCGUGCUGCUGCGCUCGCGUGGAUAUCAGCUGGGUGUUCAGGCAGGUAUGCGGAUGCCAUAGCAAGGGAUGGAAGUGUGACAGUGGGUGCUUGACCGAGGCGCUGGUCGAGGAAAGCCUCUUCUACUCCGUCGGGGUGACCCUGAUCCACAAUCUCACUUCCAUGUACCCUAAUUCAGACAUUUGGCUUGUCGGUCACUCCCUCGGAGGCUCCCUGGCGGCGCUUCUCGGGACUACGUUCGGUUUUCCCGCCGUGGCGUUCGAAGCUCCGGGAGAACGUCUGGCCGCUACACGCCUGCAUCUUCCCCUUCCACCGUCCUCGGACCCUUCCGUAGCCCCGCAGUCGCUCGCCCCCGUGACACAUGUCUAUCAUAACGCAGACCCCAUUCCACAAGGUACAUGCUCUGGUCCGUUUUCCCCUUGCGCUGAGGCGGGUUACGCGCUCGAAUCCCGUUGUCAUCUCGGCAAGUCCAUUAUAUAUGACACGGUCAGCGAAUUGGGCUGGAAGGUGGAUGUGAGAACGCAUCCUAUCCGAAGAGUGAUCAAAGAAGUCCUUGAGCUGGAUCGGAUGUGGGAGGAGGACGGACACGAAGUCCCGAGGGAGAGAGCGGAGGGUGAAUGCAUUGAUUGUUACAAAUGGGAAUUUGGUGAUUUCAAAGACAGAGACUAAGAUGGAUGUGUAAUGGUCACGAAUGCGCGAGCAGCAUUGCAUUUACAAGGAAAUGGACCCUCUAAGUACAAGGACUAACAUCCGGAUGUAAUGUAAAUGUAGAAGCAAUUGGCCCGUGUACAUGCAUGUCUGCGGUGAGGCUCC